This is a messenger RNA of Capsicum annuum, 1261 nucleotides long. RefSeq names its product probable phytol kinase 1, chloroplastic. Lineage: Eukaryota; Viridiplantae; Streptophyta; Magnoliopsida; Solanales; Solanaceae. Gene Ontology annotation, molecular function: phytol kinase activity. The record is from RefSeq and is a predicted model, not a curated record. Bases 165 to 1088 code for a protein of 307 amino acids. Gene Ontology annotation, biological process: vitamin E biosynthetic process. The transcript is spliced from 6 exons. Gene Ontology annotation, cellular component: chloroplast.
UAUUCUUUUAGAUUAAAGACUUGUGAUGGUCAACUCAUUUUUCUCUUCUUUUUUUUUUUUUGUUUCUUUCAAUAAAUCUAAUAGAUCUGCCAAGUACUUAUACGCGAAGAGGAAAAUGAAUUGAGUGUAGAGAUUCUGGACCGGAAGCUUGUGCUUAUGCUACAAUGAGCAGAGUUUUGACUACCGCCGUCGCCGUGUUUCCAAUUACCCACUCUAUUCUUCCCCGUUGUCUACGCCUCUCGAAUCUGCCGCCAUCUCUCACUGCAACAAGCCACACUCGUACAUUUCGUAGACGUUUCUUCUCUCCCUACAAUUUCCGGGCCGUUUCCAGUCCGGUGAAGGCCGGUUUUGAUGUUUUUGUAGAUGGUGGCUCAAUUGUGCAGGAUACUGGAGCCACGGCUUUGGUCAUCGCCGGCGCUUACGCUCUUGUCUCCACUUUCGAUUUCUUAUCCGAGCGGAAUCUCAUUGAACAGAACUUAAGCAGAAAGCUGGUCCACAUAAUGUCUGGUCUGCUUUUUAUGGCUUCCUGGCCGAUUUUCAGCGCAUCAAGAUGGGCUCGCUACUUUGCUUCUGUAGUUCCACUUACAAACUGCUUGAGACUUGUAACUCAUGGCCUUUCGUUGGCUACUGAUGAGGGGCUUAUAAAAUCUGUUACUAGGGAAGGAAAGCCAGAAGAAUUGCUCAGAGGGCCUUUGUAUUAUGUUCUAGUGCUAAUUUUGAGUGCGGUUCUCUUUUGGCGUGAGUCACCCGUUGGAGUAGUUUCAUUAGCAAUGAUGUGUGGUGGUGAUGGGAUCGCUGAUAUUGUUGGAAGAAGGUUUGGGUCAACAAAAAUCCCUUAUAAUAAACAGAAAAGUUGGGCUGGUAGCCUCUCCAUGUUUGUUUUCGGUUUCCUGGUAUCCAUUGGGAUGCUCUAUUACUUCUCAGCCUUGGGAUAUUUUCACUUGGAUUGGGUUUCAACGGUAGAAAGAGUAGCUGUGGUGUCAUUUGUAGCAACUAUGGUGGAGUCUCUCCCUAUUACUGGAACGGUAGAUGAUAACAUAUCUGUUCCUUUGGUAAGCAUGGUUGUAGCAUGGUUGGCUUUUGCUUAGUAGAAUGUUCUCGUCUCCCCGGUAGUAUGCUGUCAUGUCAUCUUUUUAUUGAUAAAAUUGGCAGCGUAAGGUGAUGAUUCCUACUUCAUCUUGUGGUUCUCUUAUGUAUAUCCUCAAGUGGUUCUAUGAUGCCCAAAUGUGUCAAUUAAAGAAGAUAACACAACUUCAUUUUA